AUGGCGUGCCCGCACAUCGAGUCCAUAGCUUCAGCGCUGCAGCCGCCGGCGCCCUCUAACUCCGUCUACCGCGAAGACUGUACCCAGUGCUUUGACUCUAUUGACGACCCUGCCGGUCUCGAUGUCUGUCUCCAAUGUUUCAACGGCGGUUGCGCCGGCGACCGCAACCACGCUCAGCUCCACAGACAGCUCUGGAACCACCCCCUCGUCCUCAACAUCCGUCGUACUCGCAAGCUCGUCGUCCGAGACGAGCCCCCCCUGAAGAUGUCCAAGCUAGCCAUCGCCGCCGAAACCGAGGCCGACCGAUACGAUACCAAGACCGUCGUCAAGUGCCUUGACUGCAAUCAGGGGCUCGACCACUCCACCGAGAAGCUUGCUCCCAUCGUCGAUGGUAUCAUGAAAGCCAACACCUUCUCCCGCAAGGAAGAGGUCAAGGCCUGGGAGCAGGAGCUGACCAGCUGUGAGCACAUCCUCUUGAUGCAGCAGGCCGAGUCUCGGACCAUCCAGUCUGGCGAUCUCGGGCAUUGCUCCGCCUGCGACUUGCACGAGAACCUGUGGCUCUGCUUGGACUGCGGGAACCUGGGCUGUGGAAGGAAGCAGAUGGGUGGUGUUGACGGCAAUUCCCACGCCCUCGCCCACUCCCAACAGUCUGGCCACGGCGUUGCAGUCAAGCUGGGGUCCAUCACGCCCGAGGGAACCGCCGACGUCUACUGCUACAAGUGCGACGAGGAGCGCAUCGACGACGACCUAGGCAAGCACCUGGCUCACUGGGGCAUCAACCUGGCGAACCAGCAGAAGACGGAGAAGAGCUUGACCGAGAUGCAGAUCGAACAGAACCUGCGCUGGGACUUCAGCAUGACCACGGAGGACGGCAAGGAGCUGAAGCCGCUGUUCGGCCCCGGCUUGACCGGCCUCAAGAACCUGGGCAACAGCUGCUACCUCGCCAGCAUCGUCCAGUGUCUCUUCGAUACCCCCGCCUUCAAGAACCGCUACUACUUGCCCGAUCGCGACCUGCCCAACGUCCAGGAGCCCGCGGCCGACCUUGAGACGCAGCUCCGCAAGAUGGCCGAUGGCUUGCUCUCUGGCCGCUACUCCAAGGCCGACUCCGACCUUGUCGCAUCUGAACACUCCCCCGAGAUCGCGCACCAGAAGGGCCUGGCCCCGGCCAUGCUGAAGCAUCUCAUCGGCCGAGGCCAUGCCGAAUUCUCCACCAUGCGCCAGCAGGACGCCUUCGAGCUGCUGCAGCACAUAUUCAAGCUCGUCUCCCGCUCUCAGCACCCCUCGGACCUGGGCGACCCCACCUCGCCUUUCCGUUUCACUCUGGAGCAGCGCUUGCAGUGUCUCGGCUGCAAAAAGGUGCGGUACUCGUCCAACGAGCAGGACAACAUCUUUAUCGACGUUCCUCUGGAGAAGGAGCCGGUCGCCGAGGGCUCCGAGACCCAGGGAGACGCAUACAAGGCCGUGACCCUGAAGGAGUGUCUCGACAACUUCACGGCCGAGGAGGUGGUGGAACUGACCUGCUCCUCCUGCGGCAGCAAGGACGGGUACACAAAGCGCUCUCUCUUCAAGACUCUCCCAGAGAACCUAGUCGUCAAUGCCAGGAAGAUGGCCGUCAUCAACUGGGUACCCGUCAAGAUUGAUGUUCCCGUUAUCGUGCCGGAUGAGCCCUUCCUCCUCGACGACUAUCUCUCCAAGGGCCUGCAGGCUUCGGAGGAGACGCUCCCCGACGAGCCCGAGAGCAGCGCUCCCGCGUUCGUCGCCAACGCCGAGGCUGUCAGUCAGCUGGAAGCCAUGGGCUUCGGCCGGAACCGUUGCGACCGAGCCUUGCAUGCCACCGGAAACUCGGACGCCAACGCGGCCAUGGAGUGGCUAUUCGCGCACAUGGAGGACCCCGACAUUGACGAGCCUCUUGUCUUGGACGGCGGCAGCGCUGCAGCGGGAGGAGGCGGCUCGGCCGAUCCGGAGAAGAUUGAGAUGUUGGGAGCCAUGGGCUUCUCCGUACCGCAGGCGAAGAAGGCGCUGCGUGAGACCAACGGUGAUGUGGAGCGCGCCGUCGAGUGGCUCUUUAGCCACCCGGAGGACCAGGGUAUCUUUGACGACGACGACGUCGCUCCGGCCGUCGGAUCCGAGUCUGCUGCUGCUCCCAAGAGCGAGGCUGGCAGCGCAGCCACCCCGGCCAAGUAUCAACUGCAGUCUAUUGCGUGCCACAAAGGCACCAGCAUCCACGCUGGACACUACGUGGCUUUCAUCCGCAAAGAGGUUGACGGCCACCCCCAGUGGGUUCUUUUCAACGACGAAAAGGUUGUCGAGGCAGGCGAGAUUGAGGAGAUGAGAAAGUUUGCCUACGUCUACUUCUUCAAGCGGGUUUAG
Colletotrichum graminicola M1.001 is the source of this 2370-nucleotide messenger RNA. RefSeq names its product ubiquitin carboxyl-terminal hydrolase. Gene Ontology annotation, molecular function: protein binding; cysteine-type deubiquitinase activity; zinc ion binding. The transcript has 4 exons. NCBI's taxonomy places the organism in Eukaryota, Fungi, Ascomycota, Sordariomycetes, Glomerellales, Glomerellaceae. Bases 1 to 2370 code for a protein of 789 amino acids. Gene Ontology annotation, biological process: protein deubiquitination. The record is from RefSeq and is a predicted model, not a curated record.